UCACGCCGACGGAAGCGGCGGGAAGGCGGGCGGAAGCGGGCUGCGCAAGGGACUGCGGGUUAGCGGGAGGCUCCGGGUGCCUGGGGUGGCACCGCAGAUUCGCGGGGCCUGGGAAUGAUCUUCCCUGUCGUCCGCCGCGCGCUCACCUGGCUGCCGCGGCCUGGGAGCCGGGCGCUGACCCUCGCCGACAUGGAGGUGGCCCUGCGAGGCGUGCGGAAGAUCCUCUGCGUGGCCGAGAAGAACGACGCGGCCAAGGGCAUCGCGGACCUGUUGUCCGGCGGCCGCAUGCGGCGGAGAGAAGGACUUUCCAGAUUCAACAAGAUCUAUGAAUUUGAUUAUCGUCUGCGUGGCCAGAACGUCACCAUGAUAAUGACUUCAGUCUCGGGACACUUGCUGGCUCAUGAUUUCCAGAUGCAGUUUCGCAAGUGGCAGAGCUGCAAUCCUCUUGUCCUCUUUGAAGCAGAAAUUGAAAAGUACUGCCCAGAGAAUUUUUUAGACAUCAAGAAAACUCUGGAGCGAGAGGCUCAGCAGUGCCAGGUGCUGGUGAUCUGGACCGACUGCGACAGAGAAGGUGAAAACAUCGGGUUUGAGAUCAUCCACGUGUGCAAGGCUGUGAAGCCCAGCCUGCAGGUGCUGCGAGCCCGUUUCUCCGAGAUCACCGCCCGCGCUGUCCAGGCGGCCUGUGAAAACCUGAUGGAGCCCGACCGCAGAGUGAGCGACGCCGUGGACGUGAGACAGGAGCUGGACCUGCGGAUCGGGGCUGCCUUCACCAGGUUCCAGACCCUGCGGCUGCAGAAGAUCUUCCCUGAGGUGUUGGCGGAGCAGCUGAUCAGUUAUGGCAGCUGCCAGUUCCCCACCCUGGGGUUCGUGGUGGAGAGGUUCAAAGCCAUUCAGGCAUUUGUGCCAGAAACCUUCCACAGAAUCAGAGUGACUCACGACCACAGGGAUGGCGCAGUGGAGUUCAGCUGGAAAAGGCAUCGGCUUUUCAACCACACGGCUUGUCUCGUCCUCUAUCAGCUGUGCAUGGAGGAUCCCAGGGCGACCGUGGUGGAGGUCAGGUCCAAGGCAAAAAGCAAGUGGAGGCCUCAAGCUUUGGACACUGUGGAGCUUGAGAAGCUGGCUUCUCGAAAGUUGAGGAUAAAUGCUAAAGAAACCAUGAGGAUUGCUGAAAAGCUCUACACUCAAGGGUACAUCAGCUAUCCCCGAACUGAAACAAACAUUUUCCCCAAAGACUUAGACCUGACCGCGCUGGUGGAGGAGCAGACCCACGAUCCACGCUGGGGGCCCUUCGCCCAGAGCAUUCUAGAGCGGGGCGGCCCCACUCCACGCAACGGGAACAAGUCUGACCAAGCUCACCCUCCGAUCCACCCCACCAAGUACACGGACAGCCUGCAGGGGGACGAGCAGCGACUGUACGAGCUCAUCGUCCGCCACUUCCUGGCCUGCUGCUCCCAGGAUGCCCAGGGCCAGGAGACCACCGUGGAGAUUGACAUCGCACAGGAGCGCUUCGUGGCCCACGGCCUCGUAAUCCUGGCCCGAAACUAUCUGGACGUGUACCCCUACGAUCGCUGGAGUGAAAAGACCCUCCCUGUCUACAGUCGAGGCUCCUGCUUUCAGCCCAGCACCGUGGAGAUGGUGGACGGGGAGACCAGUCCACCCCAGCUGCUCACUGAGGCCGACCUUAUUGCCCUCAUGGAGAAGCACGGCAUCGGUACCGACGCGACGCACGCGGAGCACAUCGAGACCAUCAAGGCCCGAAUGUACGUCGGGCUCACGCCAGACAAGCGCUUUCUCCCCGGGCACCUGGGCAUGGGGCUUGUGGAAGGCUAUGACUCCAUGGGCUACGAGAUGUCCAAGCCUGACCUGCGGGCCGAGCUGGAGGCUGACCUGAAGCUCAUCUGCGAGGGGAAGAAGGACAAGCUCGUGGUCCUGCAGCAGCAGGUGCAGAAGUACAAGCAGGUCUUCAUCGAAGCCAUGGCCAAAGCCCAGAGGUUGGACGAGGCCUUGUCGCAGUACUUUGGGGCAGGGGUGGAGCUAGCCCAGCAAGAAGCCAUCUUCCCAGCUGUGCCAGAGCCCGUCAGGAAGUGCCCACAGUGCGGCAAGGACAUGGUCCUCAAGACCAGGAAAAGCGGCGGGUUCUACCUCAGCUGCACGGGGUUCCCGGAAUGUCGCUCGGCCGUGUGGUUCCCGGACAGUGUGCUGGAGGCCAGCAGGGACGGGAGCGUGUGUCCAGUGUGUCAGCCACACCCCGUUUACAGGUUGAAGUUCAAGUUUAAGCGAGGCAGCCUUCCCCCAACCAUGCCACUGGAAUUUGUCGGCUGCGUUGGUGGCUGUGACGAGACCCUGAGGGAGAUCUUGGACCUCAGGUUUUCACGGGGGCCCGCCCGAGCUGGCCAGCCGGUCAGCCAGCCCUCCGGCCACCUGCAGGCCAGCCAGCCCCUGGACAGAAUGGGCAGCAGCCAGCACGGCCACCCCCAGCCUCCUGCCAUCACGCCCUCGAAUGCUCUGGCCAGGACUGCGCCCCUGCCCGCCGCCGAGGGCGAAGGCAAUUCGGUGACCUGCAACUGUGGCCGGGAGGCCCUGCUGCUCACCGUCCGGAAGGAGGGGCCCAACCAGGGCCGCCAGUUCUACAAGUGCAGCGGCGGCGGCUGUAGCUUCUUCCUCUGGGCCGACAGCGGCCACCCAGAAGCAGGGGGGCCUCCCUCCGAGGUGCCCAGACCCCCGGGCGGCUCACUGGGACGCCCGCCGGGCUCAGGGAAGCCCCUGGGCGGGCCCGGAAGCCCCGGCGAUGGUGGCGGCGGCGCACGCUGCCUGUGCAGCCAGCCCGCUGUCACGCGCACUGUGCAGAAGGACGGGCCCAACAAGGGGCGCCAGUUCCACACGUGCGCCAAGCCCCGGGAGCAGCAGUGCGGCUUCUUCCAGUGGGUGGACGAGAACGUGGCCCCAGGGACCUUUGGAGGCCCCCCCUGGGCAGGAGCCAGAGGAGGAAGCCGGGAGCCGGAGGCCAGAAGCAAAAGGGCCCGGGCUGGUUCCUCGGACGCCGGGUCCGCGGCCAAGAAACCCCGGAAGUGCAGCCUUUGCCACCAGCCUGGACACACCCGUCCCUUCUGUCCUCAGAACAGAUGAGGGCAGGGUAGGGCCAAGGGGGCCCCUGCCUCCACCUGCUGCUUUUGUCUCGGGAAACGAGCUGUUUCUCCAGGGCCAGGUGGCCCUGCGCUGCCAGGGCGGCUUUGAGGAAAGUGGCUGCUCUUGGAGUGUGACCUGUGUUCUAAGGAGUCCGGGUCCAGACCGCUCUCUCAAGAAGGCCACGCCUGGUGGACAGCGGCCCUGUGUCUGGGGCUCAGGAACGGCCAUGGCCACAGCUGAGAAGCCAUGGAGGCUGCCCCCUGCGAUCCACAGGGGCCGUGCUGUCGGCGCCCUGGCGGGAAUCAGCCCGGCCCUUGAGGGGCCUCCCUCCACAGACGUCCUGAGAACGGGUAGGACGGCAGGGAUCCCCUGUUCAGAAGUUGUGUCUACAGAAGGGUUAUCCCUCUUUAUCUCAAAGCUGCUGUGGCCAGGACGCCCCACAGCUCAUGUGCCUCAAUAAAGGAUUCUACCCCUUGA
Molecule: messenger RNA, 3603 nt
Organism: Orcinus orca (killer whale)
Lineage: Eukaryota; Metazoa; Chordata; Mammalia; Artiodactyla; Delphinidae
Gene: TOP3A
Product: DNA topoisomerase III alpha
Exons: 19
Coding region: 115-3126 (1003 amino acids)
Biological process (GO): DNA topological change
Cellular component (GO): nucleus; chromosome
Molecular function (GO): zinc ion binding; DNA binding; DNA topoisomerase type I (single strand cut, ATP-independent) activity
Source: RefSeq, a predicted model, not a curated record